AUGAAGGAGACGGACGUAUUUAUGCAGCAGCUUGUGGACGACCUCAGUUUCGAGGAGUACAGCGGUGCUUUGCCCGAGGGAGGAACUUCUGCAGAGGACAAUUUGUAUCCGACGCCUCCCCUGGACUCGUCGCUCGCGCAGAUAUUCAAUGAUUCGCGCUAUAAUGGGCAAGUUCCACGCUACUGUUUGGAUGAGCCGAUGCCUUGCGACGCCGUCGAUCUCAAUGCCCAAUUUGAGCACUUUAUCGACCAAAACGGACUGGAAAAGAAGAGCACGCAUGCAGACAUAUGCAAAGAAAACCAAGACACAUCGCCGGACUCGAACUAUAACUGGAGGCAGGUGUUGGAGGUGGGGAUUCUGGACGCGCUGGAGUCACCGCAGACCACUCCCCAACAGCCGUGCGAAAAUCUGUCUCUGGGACAGGAAAAGACGCCCUGUCGCGGGCUGGACUUUUACCGCAUACGGAACAACAUCAGCAUCCGCGCGUUCGAGGCUUUCAACAAGCCAGACUCAAAGUAUAUCUAUCAGGAGAACAGGAAGUACGGCACGAACUUGUACGAGCCGGCGGUGAACCGCAAGCUGAAUCCGCAGCUGCUGGGGGACGAGGCAGGCAUGGCCUCGCGCAAAAAGAGCGCCAACACGGGCAACUUCGCUCUGUGUCCGUUCUGUCCCAUGACACAGGAAAAUAGCAGAAACGAGUUCCAGAAACUGUUUUUCAAACGCAACGACAGCAACUAUCUCCACCACAUGAUCCAGUUCCACGGGGUGUUCUCGAACGGCCGGCUGGUCAAGGACCCUGCAAAACGGGGCUGGCUUUUUUCCAAAGAGACAGCAGAGCCUGUGGAGGUGGUGGAGUGCCCGUAUUGCUCGGAAUGCAUCACGCUCAAAAAGUACAAGGCCUCGAACCCAAACGAACACCGGCUACUCAAGUAUCUGCGGCACGUGAAAGAGCACCACAAGACGGGCAAGAAUCUCCAGCAGGUAACGUUUUCGUCGGAGAAAGCGAGUCUGUGA
Ogataea angusta is the source of this 1014-nucleotide messenger RNA. RefSeq lists its product as uncharacterized. The transcript has a single exon. Bases 1 to 1014 code for a protein of 337 amino acids. The record is from RefSeq and is a predicted model, not a curated record. Lineage: Eukaryota; Fungi; Ascomycota; Pichiomycetes; Pichiales; Pichiaceae.